Salvelinus sp. IW2-2015 is the source of this 2150-nucleotide messenger RNA. Its product is annotated as 2-oxoglutarate receptor 1. Gene Ontology annotation, molecular function: G protein-coupled receptor activity. The record is from RefSeq and is a predicted model, not a curated record. Gene Ontology annotation, biological process: G protein-coupled receptor signaling pathway. NCBI's taxonomy places the organism in Eukaryota, Metazoa, Chordata, Actinopteri, Salmoniformes, Salmonidae. Gene Ontology annotation, cellular component: plasma membrane.
AAAUAUAAAUAGUGAAGUACAGAUACCUCCAAAAACUACUUAAGUUGUACUUUUAAGUAUUUUUACUGAUGUACUUUACACCCCUGGUAACCCAGAACUGGAAAUCUCUAUGUUACGUAGUCUGCCCUCGAGAUGAAAUGUAGGUGAACUUUACACCAAAACUCUAGAAACAAAUUCCACAUUCACCACAAAGAAUUUUAGGAGCAUAUGGGGUACUAUUUUUAAUGAGAGCACGUUCACUAGAUCUUAAACUACCUCUAGAUACCCUUUACAUUCAUGAUUUGAACUUGCACUGUAACAUUACUAAAUACGUAUAACCACUAUAGUGUUUGACCGUUUUCACCGGCAUCCAUUUCUAGUUCACUAAUGUCUGUCAUCAACAUGUAUCAAGCAUAUCAACCUGCAGGCUGAUGCCAAAUGCAAGACAUGUGACAUCAUAGUACAGUACAGUAACACUAAGCCACUAAACCACUAGCACUGAGGGGGAAUAACGCCACUUAAUGUACUCCAUGUUAUUCCUCCCUUUAUAUAACUGCUGCACAGGAAUGUUGUACUCUACCCAUAGUGAAGAGGAAGUAUUACUGUACUUCCCGUAUAUGUUCCCGUACAUGCUUGUUUUUUCCCGUAGUGGGGGCCAGACAGUGCUGUAGGAGGUUAAUGUAGCUGAAAGGAGGGACCAGAGGUGGUUGAUGUAUAAGAGAGAGGAGGAGGAAAGUCUCAGAGAGGAUACCGAUGACUGAGGGAUCAGCACUGUCUGACUGACUAACUGUUCCUCUUCUAGGCCGAUAACAACACUCACAGCACGGUCAUGUCUAGCGCCAUCUACGGCGGGAACAAAUCCGACCAUAAUUGCACCAACGUGGACAAACUGAUGAAACUCUACUACCUGCCUGUCAUGUACAGUGUAAUUUUCACUGUGGGGCUGCUGGGUAACGUCACCUCCAUCGCCAUCUACCUGGCCAAGCUACGACCCUGGAAGUCCAGCAGUAUCAUCAUGGUCAACCUGGCAUUGACGGAUCUUCUGUAUGUUCUGAGUCUGCCUUUCCUGGUCUACUACUACACCCACGGUGAAUCCUGGGUUCUGGGCGAAUUCAUGUGUCGCUUUGUGCGUUUCGGGUUUCACUUUAACCUAUAUGGUAGUAUACUGUUUCUCACCUGUUUGGCUGUGUUUCGAUAUGUAGUCUUGGCGCAUCCCCUGAGGACGGCGCAGGUGCAGCAGAAGAGGUGGGGUAUCUUGGCGUGCGCCGCAGUCUGGGCUAUAGCCGGGGCGGAGAUUGUGCCCAUGCUCACCAUGAUCACCAUGGAGAAUAACAACAACAAGACCACCUGUUGGGACUUUGCUAGCAACGACCUGGUUGUAGUGUGGUGGUACGGCUGGCUGCUGACCGUGCUGGGCUACCUGCUGCCCCUGGUGGUGGUUGUGGUGUGUUACGCCGGUAUCGCCCGGGAACUAGCCAAGGGGCCCCACACCCACAGCCCUUGCCGGGUACGGGCACGCCGCCUCACCGUACUGAUCCUGGUGGUGUUCGUGGUAUGCUUCCUGCCGUACCACGUCCUGAGGAUCCUAAGAAUAGACACCAGGAGGAAGCCUGAGUCAUCAUGUAUGCUGGAGAACUGGGUCCACGCCGCUUAUAUCAUAUCCAGGCCCAUAGCGGGGCUCAACACCUUCUUUAACCUGGGUCUGUACACGCUGGCCGGGGACAAGUUCCAGCAGGCCUUCCUCAGUGUGUUCCCCUGGGGCCCCUGGUGGACCAAGUUCAGGACUCACCUCAAACUCAGCCUAGCUGUCGUCAGUAAGCCCAGUAACACAGCUUCAGCCGAAAGGACAGUAGCCACGGAUAUGGACAUCCAUAGACAUCCAUAAAUAUAAUACAGUGUUCUACUUCAUUCUGUGUGGACAUUACUACCAUGGCAAUAUAUUGUCCUACAAUACUGUGUAUACUGUACUGUGAUCCUGUAAAUAGAAAACCUUUUAUCAGAUUUUAUUAUAUGCCAGUAUGAGGUUUACAACAUUUAUGUGGUUUCUAUAAAAAUAUUAGAUACCUAUAAAGAGUGACUUUAUAUCUACUGUUUACUCUAAUUGGUAUUGCCAUAUCGCUUCAUUAUAAAUAAACGUUUAACAAUCAACAUUAAACCAUCCAAUAUCCGUC